AUGGAGCCGGAGCUCGCGCCGACGCUCGCGCCAGGCGGAGGCGGAGUGGAAGGCGGAGGUAACGCGGAAGGUGGAAGCGGAGGGGGAGGCGGAGCGGAAGAUGGAGGCCCAGAUGUUGCGGACGCGCCGGUUGAUGUCGGAGAAAAGAUGUCCACGGAGGUUCCGCAGUCGGCGCAGUUUCCUGUGGAUCCUCCGCGCAAGGACAUGAUGCAAAUGUUUCAGGAGCAAACGGCAUCCGUCCUGCUGGAUCCUAUCGAAGCCGCCUUUGACGAGGAUGGGCUUGACGAGGAUGACGGGGACCUUGACGGAGACAUGGACGGUGGUGAUGACGAUGACGGUGAAGGCAACGUUGCCGGCGACGGCAAUGGCGACGACGAACGCGAUGCUGACGGCGACGGCGACGGCGAUGGUGACGGUGACGGCGGCGACGGAGAAGGAGACGGGGAAGGAGACGGGGAAGGAGACGGGGACAAAGACGAUGACGACGGUGGUGGCGGUGGCGGUGGUGGUGACGGUGACGGCAAGGAGCUGCCGGCAAAGUUAAGUCCGGCUGACGCGGACCUCCCCUUCAAGCGGAAACGCGGACGGCCGAAGAAGAUCCGCAGAGCGGAGGCACCAGACGCGGACGCUUUUUCUCCGCUCAUGGAGGACGCGCUGGGCGGGCGGCCGUUCAAGCGGCGCGCUUUCGCGGAGGCGGACGCCGUGCGCGUGGGGAUGGCGUUCCUGGAGCGCGGGGAGAAGAAACCGCGCGUGGAACGAGACGUGGCGCUACCGCGCGGACCGGCGCAGGGGCUGGAUCGGCCGCAUCCGCACAAAAUCCACUCGCGGCUCGGGCUCCAGCCGCAUCUGCAUCCUCCGCAGCCGCCGCUGCCGCAGCAGCAGGUGCCCCUGCCUUUGGAUCCCCUCUUUGGCCGCUUCGGGCGGCGACCCCAAGGGGAUAGCAAGUUCGUUCCGGAUUGGGCGGCGAACUUCGCGGCGGAGAUGGGCAUAAGCGCGCGCCCGAAGGCCCCGCGUUAUGAGGACGCGCAUUACGAUGAGAUGGCGGAGGAGGAAGAGGAGGAGGAGGAUGAGGGGGGGUUUGCGGGUGGAAUGCGGGGAGAGGGCUUGCGGAACUUGCGUGGAAGGCGGGGAUCGGGGGCGGGUUUUCGUGGCAUUGCAGGAUUGGAUGGUUUUGGCGGUGCUGACGUGGACGGGAAGCGGAAACGGAAAGGACGGAGGCGGUUCCAGCAUUUGCAGGAUGAGGAUGAUGACGUGGUGGAGGUAAAAAAUGACGUGUUGUUCUUCCCGGCCAACCGCGGGGGAGUGAACAUGGACCGUAGGCGACGCCGUGAGAUGCGGCGUGGGUUGCAACGUGGAAUGCGGGCGCAUAAGGAGAGUCUUCGAGGCUCUUUAAAGAAGGUCAGGCGGAAGGGGCUUGAGAAAGACAGGACCAAAAUGGGGAUUGAAGAGGAAGGAGAAGGGGAAGGGGAAGAAUUAGGAGACGAAGCAGUGGGGGAGGAUGGGAAUAAGAUUCGUUUGACGGAUAGCAUGCCCGUGCCUUUGUUUCCGGGCACCUUGGGCAGCAGCGGGAUAAAAGGGCAGCCACAGAUGAGCAUUCUUGGGGAGGACUUGUGGGCGGAAGAGGAGGAGGAGGAGGAAGGAGGGGACGGGGAGGCGGAGGAUGCGACCGGAGACUGGGCGCAUCAGCUGCGCCUGGAGCAGGAGUUUUUGCGCGGGAAGGCGCAGGACAGGGAGCGGGAGCGGGAGAGGCGGCGGGGGGCGCAGAGGGUAAAGGCGGGAGAAAAAGAGCGCCCGGCGCAACAGCAGGGAGAGGGGGAGGGGAAGGACGAUCAGGAAGUAGUUGCGCCCGACGCGGUUGGUCUCGGGGCGGAGGGGGAGGGGAAGGCGGACGGGGACGGGGAGGCGGAAGCCGGCGCUGCCACUGGCGGAGUUCCCGCAGGCGCAGAUGAUGAGGAGCGGGCGGAAAGGGAGCGUUUGGAGAGGGAGAGAAGGGAACGCGAACGGAUGGAAAGAGAGAGGGCGGAGAGGGAGCGCGUGGACAGGGAACGUCUGAGGAGCCAACAGAAGCUUCUAGAAGAAGCGAUAGUGGAGAUGAAACGGAUGAGGGGAGAGCAGAUCGCGAUGGGGCGGGAGCUAAGACGCGCGCGGAACACCAAAGAGGCGGCUAAGCAGGCAUUCGGGGAGAUGAAGAAACAGGUGGUGGCGCAGGAGCACAUGCUGGCGCAGGCGCGCGUGCAGCUGUCCUUGCUGGAGGGGGUCAACAAGGCGCAGACGGAGGAGAUCUCGCGCCUCUGGAUGGCCGCCACUCAGAACCAACCCGGGCUCGCCCCUAUCACGGGCCUUGCUGCACCGCCUGGUACGGUCAUGGGGUCUGAUACGCGGUUCUUUGCUGCUUCUGCUGCUUCGGCUGGUGGUUUUGGCGGUGCUGGUGGUGGUGCUGGUGCUGGUGCUUCAGGUGCUGCUGGUGAUGGUGUGCGUGGGGCACGAGGAGAGAGCAGGUCUGCUGGCGGCGCUGGUAGUGAUGGGGUGGGUGACGGGUCCAGUGAGGAACAACAGCAGCAGCUACAGCAGCAGAAGCAGGACCUACAGAAGCAGCAGCAGCAGCUGCAGCAGCAGCGCGAAGCCGUAACAGCCCAGGCACUCGCCGCAGAUCUCGAGCUAAGCGCCACUAAGCUACAGAUAGCCAUGAAGGAACGACCCGUUCGCACCCUCCUGCAAAUCGCAUGGAGCCCUGCCAACAACAUCGGCGCGCUCGCCAAGUCGAAGUUUAAAGAAGCAAACGGAGGGAUGGCUUUAGGGCAUCCUGGGGACAUGCAGUGGGAGGACGUUCUUAAAGCCCUAGAGGAGUAUAUUCGGCUGGGAUCGCUGGAAUUCGCUAAGUACCAGCUCAUGUUUGGGUUUAAGGAGAAGGCGGUGUACCGCGCCCGAAGCAGAUUGCAGGACGGGCGGACCCAAGCCACGCUGCUAGCCGCGGCACACGACGAGGCUCGGCAGCAGCUGAUGGAGGGGACGUUGGAGUUUGAAGCGCAUGCUUUGGCGUCUUCUGUGGCGGCCAGCGUGGGGAAGCUUCUGGGAACUGUGGAGGACGAGAAGCAUGAGGACGAGGACGAGGAAGCAGCGGUUCAGUCUCUGAUUGCGUCGGCUGCGGCUAACGCAGAGAACGCAGCGAGGGAAGCGGAGAGAGAGGUGAUUCAAGCCCAAGCGAACGCAGCUGCUGGCCUCCCCCCUGCCGCUGACCCUGCUGCUGGCGCUGCUGCCGCUGCUGCGGGUGUUCCUGGCAGCGCGGGUAUGGACGGUGGUGUUGGGAUGGAAGGGGUAGACGCUGCAGGGGAGAUGGGCGCAGGAGGGGACGGGGAUGGUGUGAUUCGGCGGAAGCCUGGGCGGCCGCGGGGAGGGGGGGCUGCGCUGGCGAUAGGAAACGGGGACCUCCCCGCGCUCUCCCGUGUGCGGAUCCCCAAGAUGCCCACUCUCCCCGCGUCCGCGCAGCAGGCGAAUGGGGAGGGGAAGAAGAAGAAGAGGAGGAACCGGGGGCGGGGGAGGGGUGCUGCGGAAGGGGGAGGGGGGGAUGUGGGGGCGGACGAGAUGGGGAACGCGGGGGAAAUCGGUGGGGGGGGUGAAGGGGCGGGGGGAGGGGAGGGGAUGGCGGGCGCGGAGGUUGUGGGGGGCCGGGGGAGGGGGAGGGAUGGGGGGGUGGCGGAGGUUGAUGCAGCAGCGGCGGCGGCAGCUGCUGCUGCAGCGGUGGCCGCUGGGCUGGAAGGGCAGAUAGACGUUGAGGCGGUGGCAGCAGCACUGGCGCAGGCGACAGGGGGGGGUGGUGGCAACCGGGGCGUGGCGCAGCAGGCAGGAGGGGGCGGGAGGAUCGGACUGGAAAGGCAGCGGUUGCAAGAGCAGCAGCAGCAGCAGCAGGAAGAGGAGCAGCAGCAGCUGGGACUGCAGGGGCAGGGGCAGCAGCAGGGGCUGGGGCAGGGGCAGCAGGGGUUAGCGCAGCAGCAGGGGUUGGGGGAGCUUGAGCAAAUGGCAGCGUCUUGGGCGGCGAUAGUUCAGCAGUCGGGGGCAACAGACUCGUCUUCUCUUGUUGAGCUGAGGAACUCGUACAUUCAGCAGCAGCAGCUGCUGCUGCAGCAGCGGCAGCAGAGCCAGCCGCAAGCCCUGGCCCAACAGCAACAGCAGCAGCAGCAGCAGCAGCAGCAGCAGCAGCAGCAGCAGCAGCAGCAGCAGCAGCAGCAGCAGCAGCAGCAGCAGCAGCAGCAGCAGCAGCAGCAGCAGCAGCAGCAGCAGCAGCAGCAGCAGCUGGCUGUAGGGGACGCCUGGCAGGGUUCUGGGUUUGGGAGUUUAGAGGCGCUUUGGCAGCAGGCGGGGCGGAAUGCAGUGCUGGGGCAGGGAGGGACGGGCGGAGGGAGGGGCAGCACUGGUGGUGGGGCCGGGGCUGUGGCGGUAGGGGGAGCAGGCGGGGAUGCUGCUGGUGCUUUUGCAGCACAAAAUGUUCAACAGCAGCAGCAAGGUAAUGCGCAUGCUGCGGCGGCGGCAGCUGCGGCAGCGGUGAUUGCAGCGGCAGCAGCCGGCAGUGCGGGACUUGCAGGUGUUGCGGGUGGGGGAGUGGCUCAGCAGGACCUGCAGGGGGGAACCCCGGUGAUGAAUCUCAACUUCCCUGUGGCUGAGGAUGCAGCAGGAGGUGCUGCUGGCGGCGGCAGCAGGCGGGAGUCCCGUCGGCAGCAGCAGCUGCAGCAACAGCAGCAGCAGCAGCAGCAGCAAGGGCAGUAUCUGGGUUCUCAGAGGCAGGGCUCUCAGCAGCCCCAGCAACAUCAGCAGCAGCAGUAUCUGCGUCAGCAGCAGCAGCAGGCGCAUGUGCAGCCGCAGGUGCAGACUCAGCAGCUUUACCAGCAGUUGCAGGAGCAGCAGCAGCAGAACGCUCAUCACCACCAGCACCAGCAGCAGCCGCCGCAGCAGCAGCACCAUCAGCAGCAGCAGCUUUUCGGCUCGACAGCAGCAGAAGCUGCUGCGGGGUACGGGAGCUUGCGGCAGGAGGAGGUGCAGCAUCAUCAGCUGUACCAGCAGCAGCAGCACCAGGCGCAGCAGCAGCUGCAGCAGCAGCACCAGCAGCAGCAACAGCAGCAGGAGGUGCAUGAGCCAGAGCAGCAGGGUUCCCAGUGGCCCCAGUCGCUCCCGUUCGCCAACCUAGGCGGUUUGGAUAAUGAAACUGAGCCUCUUCAGUUCACUACCCCUGCUGCUGCAGCUGCUGCCACUGCUGGGGGGCAUGCCGGGGCAGCUCGGGUGUUGCAGCAGGGAGGGCUGCAGGCUUCAGCUUGGGGUGAAGUAGCUUCGGCAUUAGGCUCGGUUUCCGGGGUUGGGGUAAAUAACCCUGUGCAUUUUAACCUCGGGCAGCAGCUGGCAGGGAAUCGGGCAGGAGGCGAGGCGGAGUUUGAUCGGGUGCGCUUGUGGGGGAAUGAGUGGGAUGGGGUGAAUGCUGGGGCAAAUGCUGCUGCGGCGGUGGCUGCAGCGGCAGCAGCAGCUGGGGGAGGGCAAGGGGAGGAGAGUGCUAGUGCCGGUCUGCAGCAGCUGCACAAUCUGGCUGCAGCACAAAAUCAGUUGCUUCAGUUCUCACGGGCUUUUGGGGCUAAUGCCUUUGCUCGCCA
This is a messenger RNA of Closterium sp. Naga37s-1, 5633 nucleotides long. The record is from the annotation of a GenBank genome assembly. Lineage: Eukaryota; Viridiplantae; Streptophyta; Zygnematophyceae; Desmidiales; Closteriaceae.